AUACCACAUACCACACUCUCAGUCUGAAGGUGACAUGUUGCACCCACACUAGCACUUCAAAGCCGCUCGUGAAACAAAAUUACCAGGGCUUGAAUAUAAAUACGAGAUAUCGGCAAAUUUGAACACCACACACCUCCGUCCUUGCUCACUCAGUCUCGCCAUACUGUGAAAUGCCUGCCCCAGUCACAUACUAUAACGUCGAAGUCGUCCAAUUUUGGCGAGGGCAAAAAGAACCCCUACAACCCUAUCCCCUUCACUGGGCGAUCUAUAUCCCAAUCAGUCCUGGUAUCGGAAACACAUACCACUUACUAGGAAACACGGACACCUACACCAUAGAUUUCAGACGCAAUCAACCGUACCCAAACCCAGAUACAUGGCGUGGAAGCUUCGCCGUCGGAAGAGUAGCUGCGCAUCAGCUAGCCCUAAUGGAGCGACACCUCGCAAGCAUUCCUAUCACACGUCACGACCCCAGAUGGACCUGCCAAAGCUGGGUGUGGGAGGGUCUCAGGCAUCUUCGACACAAAGGUUUUAAUAUUAGCUGGGAAAUUAGGCUUUCAGAUCUUCAAACGCAGAUGUACUGCUUGCUCGAGGAUUGGGAAUACGGCCGAAUUUAGAGGGGGCAGAGUGCGAGGGGUUUGCGACUAGGUGAUCAAAGAUUCGAUGUUGUUGCUCAGAGUCACUGGGAACACUCACCAUAAAAACAUCCUGAGCUAUCAUCGCGAGUAACCUUCGUUGUUUUGAUCAAU
This is a messenger RNA of Suillus bovinus, 746 nucleotides long. RefSeq lists its product as uncharacterized. The transcript has 3 exons. NCBI's taxonomy places the organism in Eukaryota, Fungi, Basidiomycota, Agaricomycetes, Boletales, Suillaceae. Bases 171 to 614 code for a protein of 147 amino acids. The record is from RefSeq and is a predicted model, not a curated record.